Molecule: messenger RNA, 693 nt
Organism: Fusarium mangiferae
Lineage: Eukaryota; Fungi; Ascomycota; Sordariomycetes; Hypocreales; Nectriaceae
Exons: 3
Coding region: 1-693 (230 amino acids)
Source: RefSeq, a predicted model, not a curated record
AUGUCUGAAAGUGAUGGCGACGGGUUUAGGUUUGCUGAGAUCCUCGACGACGAUGAGCCUAGCGACCCCAUGGUUCUUGAAGUGCCCCCUCCCCCGUUGCAAAGUUCGACGGUCCGUGUGGAACAGCUCUUCGAUAACUCCUUCGAUAAUGCCAUAUUUGAGGCGCAACUGUAUAUCCCAUUCGAGAUCGUGGCAACCAAAGGAUCUAGCGCUCAACGAAUUGAGCAGGGCAGUGAACGAGAGAAACACUUGCCACAGCACGCUCGAGAGGAAUACACUGAUGCAGUUUUGCAAGAUGAGAAUCUUGAUGAUGAUCACCGACGAUGCGUCCAGAUCUCUUGUAAGAACUGUUGGUCAAAGCUCGAUGAGUAUUACAGCCUACUAGGCCAAUCGCCACUUUAUCCGGCUGCCGUUAUUCUUCACCCACGCUGGAACGUGUCUUGGCUUGAGGCGAACUGGACCAGCGACGAGCAACUAGUGUGGCUACGAGACGCUAAAAACAAUGUCCGGGAAUUCUUUGAACAGCACUAUCCACGUGAGGAGCAGCCCGAAACCUCGAGGACGGUGAUAGGAAAAGCGGUGCGACAAGACGAGCCCAGUCAGCUUGACCAGUGGAUGCAGAGCUGCGACCGGUGCAUGAUGGAGGGAAAAGACGAGCUUGGCACUUACAUGAGGCAAGGGCCAGUGCGGUGA